CAUAUUGUGACGUCAUGUCUACAGUCUGUCAAGAUGGCGGCGCCCGCUGACAGGUCGUGUGCUGUGGAACAGCUGUUUGCAAGGUAGUGAGUUGCGUCUGUAACACAAAGUUGACAAGAUGUCGCAUCGGAAAUACUCAGUCGUAAGAUGGCAUUAGAUGACAAGCCUGAAGAAUCGGUGAUAUAAUAUUAGAGGGAAAAUGUUUGCGCCUGUGUGGACGCGACUGUCAUUUACAGUCCAGUCCGUACCAGGGCGGAGGACAUUGGGUCUAUUUUCCAGCCCAGCACCUUCAAACUGGAGUAAAGUGGUGUCUGACGCCGAGAAGAUCGUGGGUUAUCCAAGUUCUUUCAUGAGCCUCCGGUGCCUACUCAGUGAUGAGUUCAGUAACGUCGCCAUGCAUGUCAAGAAACUGGUCGGAACCCAACACCCUCUACUUAACACCGCAAGAGGUUUUGUCUAUGACAGCAGGAACAACCUUCAGAUGAGAGGACUAGUUGUCCUUCUUCUCUCAAAAGCUGCAGGACCAAGCCACACAUCCUCAGAUCUCUUAUCUCACGACAUGGUCAGCGGCAUCUACCCAAGCCAGCGCAAUUUGGCAGAAAUCACUGAAUUGAUCCACACGGCAUUCCUGGUGCAUCGUGGAGUUGUCAAUUUGAAAGAGUUGACGGCUUCUGACGGCCUGCUGAAGGACAUGGAGUUUGGGAAUAAGAUGGCUAUUCUGAGCGGAGACUUCCUUCUUGCAAAUGCUUGUACCGGAUUGGCACAGUUAAACAACACCAAGGUUGUUGAACUGAUCUCCAGUGCCAUCGGUGAUUUAGUUCAAGGAAUCUACUACGAGAGUUCCAAUAACACUGAGGAGAAUAAUAUCACCACUGAAGUCAGCACUGCAGCAUGGGAGGAGCAGACAUUCCUGUCUCACGGGGCGCUGCUGGCCAAGAGUUGCCAAGCCGCCAUGGAGCUGGCACAACACGAUAAAAAGUCCCAAAGACUGGCCUACAAAUACGGCAAGCACCUAUCCUUAGGCCACAAGCUAAACUCUGACCUGCAGCCAUUUGUGAAGAGCAACGUAGGAGAGCAGGUGCCUUUCAGUUUUAGCGCCGCUCCUGUGAUUUUUCACCGUCACAUCAUUGGCCCUGAGCGAUGGCAGCAGCAACUGCAGCAGGCAAAAACAAUGAGAAACCAACUCGAUUACGCCAAGCUUUUGGCAGCAGUUAAGUCAGAGAAAGGCGUGAGUUCGGCAGUCAACUUAUGCUGUUACCAUGGCAACAGGGCUCUGGAGGCCAUCCAGGCUUUCCCCUCCUCCGAGGCUCGAUCUGCCUUGGAAAACAUCGCCGCCCCCAUCACCAAAUUUUGACCAGGAUUCACUUAAAUGCACACAAACACACACACGCACACAUUUGUGAUUUUAAAAGUGAAGCGCCAUUGGUCCUUUUGUGCAGAGGCCAGCAAAAUGAUGACUUGACUUAUGAAAACAAAUUCAUUAAAUCAGGUGCUCUCUCGUGGACUCUUUGAACAGUUGAGCUAAAUUGUGAAUGUGCUGCAACAGCAUAGAUUUUACUUCUUGGAAAAAUACAAAAAAUUUAGGUUCAUGCUUUAAAUUAGCAUUGAUGCAUAGUCUUCAUUUUUUUUUCCAUGUUUAUCUGCAAAGGCUAGGAAUGGAAGUUGAAAUUUCGCCAGAAAGGAAUUAAGACCUUCAAAGAUUAAAGGAGUUUAAGAGACAUCAGUAUAGGUUUUGCUUUGUUUGCCUUUUGGGUGUUUUUUUUUUUUUUUGUGAUGCAUAUUCCAAAAGAAGAACUAGCCUCAAAAAGGGGAGAGAAAUAAGUGAGAAAAUAUGAAUAUACACCAGAAACUGAUGUAAGAGAACUCUUAGUUAAAGCAGUAAGACUACAGCAUCGGUUGUUGACAAAGUUAAUAAGGACCCAAGGAAGCAUAAGGCAAAAUGUUUUACCAUGGUUAACUUCUUCAACGUGUGGGACAGAUGCAAAUGUUUCAUUUUAAUGGUGUGUGAGCUGGGGUUGUCCAGACUAGUCAAUUUGUCGACUUUACUACCCCACAAUGACUUUUAAAGCGUGAUGUUGACUAGUCGCUAAUCAUGUGUUUUUGGCAUGAUGAGGAGGCAGAGUGAGGGUUUUUUUUUUUUUUUAUGCGUGUGCUGAGUCAGUCAUCUCAAUUGUUUUAAUUGUCUUCUAUUUUUGAAUGUGCAGCUUUAGUAAAGUGUGGCAGAACCAGGUAAGGGAGCCCCCCACAAUGCAGAACCAGCUGCUCUGGUGCACCCAGAACGAGGACAGGUUCCCCCAUUUGGCCAAGUCGUGCAAACGUUACCCGACUGCCCCAGCAGCAAGCACACCGAGCGAGAGGUAGUUUUUUUUUUUCCUGGCUGGAAAUACCGUCAUGUGACAGCUGGCCAGCCGCACCGGUCCUCCUGUGUUUUAAAAGUACAACCAAACUAAUUUUCGUGUUUUGUCUCUAAAUACAUUGUUAGAGGAUAAGUGCUGAAAACGUGCAAAGACUGAGAAUAAUAUAGUACUGAAUUGUUGAGCUAUGUCUUAAAUUUCCCAUAGGUGUGAAUGUGAUUGCGAAUGAUUGCUUGUCUGUAUGUGUCCUGCGAUUGGCUGGCGACCAGAUCAGGGUGUACCCCACCUCUCGCCCAGAGUCAGCUGGAAUAGGCUCCAGCAUGCCUGCAACCCUAGUGAGGAUAAGCGGUACGGAAGAUGAAUUAAUGGCUUAAAACUCCCCUUCUAAAUGGUCCUGAUUUUGUGGGCGGGGCUGAGCACUAGCCACGUGACGUCCACUAUAUAAAAAUCAGGCGCCCUUAUUCCCGGCAGUGGCCAUUUGGUGGAAUUGCACUUGUUCAUAAAUAACUUAAGUUCUACCAGUGUAGCGGGCAAUUAUAUACAUUUACAUAUCAUUAUAUACAUUAUGUACAUAUAGACAAUUUAUUUAUCUUUCAUACUGAUGUCACUGUCUCUUUUUUUUCCUGUCACUCCCCUUUAAACCACCUUCUGUCCGGCUGAAAUUUUCAAUAAAUCGCCAUCAGAAUACAAAGAACCACAGUAUAAAAACUCCACUGUGGCACAGUAAAACUGUUCAGGCAAAAGGGACAGAGCUUCUCCAUUCUGCUUGACCUAACAGCCGAACAGGAUAAAAAAAAAAAAAGAAAGUAUAGUGUGCAAUUGGCCAUGAGACUAUGCCCACAACUUGAAACAAGUUACAUCUUCCCUGAAGUGUAAUGUGUUAUUUGUGCACUUGCUGUCUGGCACCACCCCGGUUGUAUUGCGAGGCCGCGAGCGAACCGAGCCCAUUGCCAGCCCGACAGCGGUUAGAGAAGCCGCUAGCGGUCCAGCGGCAACAACAGUGUUACGGCCAGAUGUCAGCCUGUUGCCUGGCACGCGGGCGUGGAGGAGGAGGAGAAAAAUUCAUCCAUGGGGAACGGUGCAAAUCACGCGGUUGUGGCCACUUGGUGCACUCUUUGGCGGCUACAGAAGCACGUUGUCCCGCUGACUUUCAAAGGAGGGAAAGGAGCCAUGAGAGAAGGAUGUACAUGAGAAGUAAGGGCCUGUAUUUGAUUGACAGCUGAAAGUUCCGGGGAGGUGGGAUUUUCUGAGCUCUUAGCUCCCACAGCGUCUGCAAGCUGAAACAAUGUCUCAAUCGUGACCAUUUUCAAGCCUGGUUUCCCAUACUUAACUGUUUUGUUUUUAUUUUAAAUCCAUUAAUUGUAUGGAUUGUUAACAAGGCUCUUUUCCGUCGUGUCAAAUUUACGAGACUUUUUUGGGUCGUAUUGUUUGCAAUUUAACGUGUAUGCUGUGUGACUUGGUGUUGUUUUUUUACAUAGCAAUGUCAAACAUUAUGUAAUUGACCCCUGAAUUGGUUGAUUUCUAUUUCCUAUGGGGAAAAAAUAGUCUACAACCUUGAACAAAUCAGAAGUCAACAAGCUUCUUUAUUUAUAGUUUUCAAUUGUGAUUUUUAAGUGGAAAAGUUUCCCAUAAGAAGCAAGUAAUCCUUUCAGCUGCAUUUGAUCACAUCUGCACAUUUGACAAAUGGACAAACUUCCCCAAAUAGUCAUGUUCUAUCAAAUAUUUUGAUCAGUUGAUAAGUGUAACAAUUGUUGGGUUCUUAACUUGAGUUUGACAUGAUAUUCCCUCCCUAGAGAAGGAAAUGGCACAAAAAGUGAUCCGUGUCACCGUAUUGUGUCUGUGAUGUGAUCCAAGUCAAGUCAGGGGCGGGCAAGGGUCACCCAGCCCUCUUCGCUUGGCCCAGCCAGCCAGAACAUUGAAGCUUCUCAAAGCAGUAAUUAUUAAUGAAGAGACUUGAGCAAAUGGACAGGAAAUGCAGAGCUAUUGAUUGGGCUCGGCUGCCCCGCCCCGAGCUGCGCGAGCUGGCGCCAGCACUGUAGCCUGUGGUUUCCCCGGGCCGCCAUCUGCAAGGGAGGGAAUGUCGAGGUGUGAAACUAUGCGGGCCGCUUGCUGGCAGCUGUCCGUCACAGCAAGGCCCUACAUGAAGGACAGGACGAGGCCGCAUGAGAUGCUUGGACGUUCUGUUUCUGACAAAACGCCUUAUGUCAUGGGUGUCCAAAGUCUGUCCCGGGGGCCAUCAUAAAAUCAAACAGACAGCAUUAAAUGGUUAUGAGAAAAACUUCAAAUGUUAAAUGUCAAAUGUUAAAAAGUAACUCAUUGGGUUUUUUUGUAUUAAAAAUAAAUAAAUGGAACAAAAGUUGAAUGUGGCACGGUGGACGACUGGUUAGAGCGUCAGCCUCACAGUUCUGAGGUGCCGGGUUCAAUCCCCGUCCCCGCCUGUGUGGAGUUUGCAUGUUCUCCCCGUGCCUGCGUGGGUUUUCUCCGGGCACUCCGGUUUCCUCCCACAUCCCAAAAACAUGCAUUAAUUGGAGACUCUAAAUUGUCUCCAACCAGUUCAGGGUGUACCCCGCCUUCUGCCCGAUGACAGCUGGGAUAGGCUCCAGCAUGCCCGCGAGGAGAAGCGGCUCAGAUAAUGGAUGGAUGGAAAAGUUGAAUGUUGCAAGAUAUCAAAUUUUACUUUAAUUAAUUUCAAUUGUUUCAAUUUUUUAUGUAAACGUUAGGUCAUGAAUUAAUGUCUUCAGUUAAAUGGUUCAGUUGCUUUAUUGUUUAAUGUUAUGUGUGUUAAUAUUUUGUUUUAAUGUUUGCUUUGGGGGCGGCACAGUGGCCUCACAGUUCUGUGGUGCCGGAUUCAAAUCUGGCCUUCCUUUGUGGAGUUUGCAUUUUCUCCCUGUGCCUCUGCGGGUUUUCUUCAGGUACACACUUUCCGAAAACAUGCAUGGUCGGUUAAUUGAAGACUCUAAAUAGUCCGUCGGUGUGAAUGGUUGUUUGUUUAAAAGUGCCCUGUGAUUGGCUGGCCUCUUGCCCAAAGUCAGCAGGGAUUGACGCCAGAGGGUUAGAGAAUGGAUGCAUAUUUGGUUUGGGUUGUAUUGUUUUGGGCACAGUUUUUUUUAAAUGCAUGUUGGGUUGACUGAAUGCAGAGGUCUUUCCAUAUACUUUUAAGAUGGCCAUUGUCAGGCCCCUCAUGAAGAAAAAUAUGGCAAACAGGUCCUAGGUGAGGGACCAGACAAAGCACAGCCCCAAAACACCCUAUGAUGUUAAAAAAUUCGGGAAGACGUUUUCCCUUGCCCGGAAGCGGGUCACCGGGGGCCCCUCUGGAGCCAGGCCUGGAGGUGGGGCUCGAAGGCGAGCGCCUGGUGGCCGGGCCUGUACUCAUGGGGCCCGGCCGGGCACAGCCCGAAAGGGUAACGUGUGUCCCCCUUCCCAUGGGCUCACCACCUGUGGGAGGGGCCAUAGGAGUCGGGUGCAGUGUGAGCUGGGCGGUGGCCGAAGGUGGGGACCUUGGCGAUCCGAUCUACAGAAGCUGGCUCUCGGGACGUGAAAAGUCCCCUCUCUGGCAAGUAAGGAGCCCGAGCUGGUGUGUGAGGUCGAGAAGUUCCGACUCGAUAUAGUCGGACUCGCCUCCACGCACAGCUUGGGCUCUGGUACCAGUCCUCUCGAGAGGGGUUGGACUCUCUUCCACUCUGGAGUUGCCCACGGUGAGAGGCACCGUGCAGGUGUGGGUAUACUUAUUGCUCCCCGGCUCAGCGCCUGUACGUUGGGGUUCACCCCGGUGGACGAGAAGGUAACCUCCCUCCGCCUUCGGGUGGUGGGACGGGUCCUGACUGUUAUUUGUGCCUAUGCACUAAACAGCAGUUCAGAGUACCCACCCUUUUUUGGAGUCCUUGGAGGGGGUGCUGGAGAGCCCUCCCGCUGGGGACUCCAUCGUUCUGCUGGGGGACUUCAAUGCUCACGUGGGCAAUGACAGUGAGACCUGGAAGGUCCCCCCGAUCAGAACCCAAGCGGUGUUCUGUUAUUGGACUUAUGUGCUCAUCACGGAUUGUCCAUAACGAACACCAUGUUCAAGCAUAAGGGUGUCCACACGUGCACUUGGCACCAGGACACCCUAGGUCGCAGUUCAAUGAUCGACUUUGUAGUCGUGUCAUCGGACUUGCGGCUGCAUGUCUUGGACACUCAGGUGAAGAGAGGGGCGGAGCUGUCAACUGAUCACCACCUGCUGGUGAGGUGGCUCCGAUGGUGGGGGAAGAUGCCGGUCCGACGUGGCAGGCCCAAACGUAUUUUGAGGGUUUGGUGGCCUCCGUAUUGCAUCUCUGCUUUUUGCAGAUGAUGUGGUUCUGUUGGCUUCAUCAAGCUGUGAGCUCCAACUCUCACUGGAGCAGUUCGCAGCCGAGUGUGAAGCGGCUGGGAUGAGAAUCAGCACCUCCAAAUCUGCCAUGGUCCUCAGUCGGAAAAGGGUGGCGUGCCCACUCCAGGUCGGGGAUGAGAUCCUGCCCCAAGUGGAGGAGUUCAAGUAUCUUGGGGUCUUGUUCACGAGUGAGGCAAGAAUGGAACGGGAGAUCGACAGGCGGAUCGGUGCAGCGUCUGCAGUGAUGCUGACUUUGUAUCGAUCCAUUGUGGUAAAGAAGGAGCUAAGCCAAAAGGCGAAGCUCUCGAUUUACUGGUCGAUCUACGUUCCUACCCUCACCUAUGGUCACGAACUGUGGGUCCGAAAGAACAAGAUCCCGGAUACAAGCGGCCGAAAUGAGUUUCCUCCGCAGGGUGUCCGGGCUCUCCCUUAGAGAUAGGGUGAGAAGCUCGGUCAUCCGGGAGGAUUUCAGAGUAGAGCCGCUGCUCCUCCACAUCGAGAGGAGCCAGAUGAGGUGGCUGGGGCAUCUGAUUCGGAUGCCUCCCGGACGCCACCCUGGUGAGGUGUUCCGGGCACGUCCCACCGGGAGGAGACCCCAGGGACGACCCAGGACACGCUGGAGAAUACUACAUCCUGCGGCUGGCCUGGGAACGCCUCGGGAUCCCCCCCAGAAGAGAUGGAUGAAGUGGCUGGGGAGAGGGAAGUCUGGGCGUCCCUGCUUAAGCUACUGCCCCCGUGACCCGACCUCGGAUAAGCGGUAGAAAAUGGAUGGAUGGAUGAGGGUAAACGGAAGAAAGUAAAUAAGGCGUACGAAAAUGGAAAUCAGGACAUCGUGUGUCUUCACUGGGCUAAACUAAAUGAACAUUUGAUGCGUUGAGUCUGAGCGGGAGAAGGCAAAGUUGGGAUUUUGUAUGAAGCUAGUAAUUUCCCCACAAUUAUUACGCACUGAUGUUGUACAUCACCGUAAGGAUUGCAGUGUCGACUCACAAACGCUGAUCAGCUGGUCUUUGAGGGUGGUCUACCUCCGGAUCUCAAGUGGAAACGAAGGAGGUUUGGUUGAAGGAAACCCAGAUGCACAAAAAGAAAAAAGAAAUAGAAAAGGAAAGUUGUUGUCCCAUUUGGGAUGCGCUCAUAACUUCCCUGCCGGUUGACCUGGUGGCGAGCCGAGCUCUGGCCCUGAGAGACGUGCAGGAUCCGUCAGGGAUCCCAGCAGCUGCUCGUUGAGGCCCCGCCGACCGAUCGUGGCUAGGGAAAGAGAUCGGAGCCGCAUGGUCGAGUUCUUCGAUUGAAAACGCCGCCGGCUUAGUUGCGGGGGGUGUUCGCGCACGUGGUGGCACCUGGAGGUGCCCGAGGACAAAAAGGGAACAAAAGAAGGGGGAGGGGUGGCAAGAGGCCACUCAGCUGCCGAGCAACCAGCACAGAAGUAAAAAGAAGCCUACUCCAGUUCUGUUCUCCUCUGAGAAAGGUGUGAGUUUAGAGUUAAAUACCCCAGGGGCGGGGCAUAGGAAGAGGGCCGACUUGGAGAGGACCACGCCCACUAGCCUGAAUCUUUGAGUCAAAUUUGAGUAAAUAGGUUUUAAAAUAAUCAUCUCAAACACUCCCAACUUUAUACUCUCACGCAUAGAAUCAUUGUUUAAACUUUGGUCGUGGAAGAUGGGUUGCUUAUUGUUCAAUACAACAUUUCGUACUGUUUGAUUUAAAAUCAUGAACAGCUUUCAAAAUCAUGUAGAGGACCUGUCAAAGUGAGAAUGGGAACACAGACACCAAGGCAUACAUUUGGAAUAUUUCUACAGUUUGCAAGGUAUAAAAACGGGCAUUUUAUCUUCUGUUAACAAACAAAGGAAUGUCCACAAGUUCUGCAUGCAGUUCCUCUCAACGCCAUUGGGUGGCGCCUCACGUGCAUGGGUGAAUAUUAACCACAUAGUCUGCUUGAAGGGAGUGUCUCUCCAAUCCUUUGGUCGGGGAAGAAGUCUUUUGAAGACAGGAAUCAAGAUUUGAAGGGAAGCUGCUAAUUAGGUUAAGGUCCACUUUACGUACACCAGGCAUUGUCCUAGUUGCCGUCUCACAGCAAGACAGCAUGGAGGAGUGGGAGUUCUCAGGUGGUCACGAGUCUCUGUGACGCCUCAAAAUUGCGGCGUGCAUGUCCGCUACAUUAUCAUGUCAGGAGGUCACACGUUGGACUGCGGUGUUCCCCAAGGGUCAAUUUUAGGUCCAACACAUUUUCGUUGUAUACAUGUUGCCACUUGGCGAAGUCAUCAGGAGACACAGAAUUAUUUUUCAUUGGUAUGCUGAUGACACUCAGCUUUAAAUAUACAUUUCUCCUGAUGACCACACCCCGUUUGGUACUCUUUUUAACUGUAUUUUAGAAAUAAACUCAUGGAUGGCUGAAAACUUCCUUCAGCUCAACCAGGACAAAUUGAUGUUUCAGUUAUUGGUCCUGAAACUUAGAGAGAGAAACUAAUGUUAAAAUUACAACAGCUUUCUUUUAACCCAUCAGACAAAGUUAAAAAAUUGGGCGUUAUCGUUGACUCUGGCCUAACUUUUAUCCCACGUCAAUAACAUAGUAACAAAUGGAUUUUACCACUGGAUUUUAAACAUUGACAGAGUCCGCCCGCUCACAUUGAUUACUGUAAUGCACUCCUUUCUGGUCUCCCUAAAAAAACGAUUCAUAACUUGCAACUACUGCAGAAUUCAGCAGUCCGUGUGCUAACGAGGACCAGAAAGAGGGAGCACAUCACUCCCCUUUUAGAGGCCCUGCAUUGGCUCCCUGUGUGUUUCAGGGUCGAUUUUAAGGUUCUUUUAUUAAUUUAUAAAACACUUAAUGGUGUUGCCCUCUCUUAUCAAGAAGACCUUCUUUUAUCAAACCAACCCUCGAGGACCCUCAGGUCCUCCGGUACUGGCCUUUUAGUAAUACCCAGAGUCAGUUCUAAAUCCCAUGGCGAGGCAUCAUUCCAAUUAGACUACUACUACCGGAGGAGGUCAGGGCCGAAGAGAGCAUUGAUAUUUUUAAAAGGAGGCUAAGAACUAAGUGCUACAAUGAUGAACAUAUCGUUAGAAAGUAUCAUAUUUUGAUUGAUUUAAUGUGACCCUAAUUUUCUUUUAUUUUUUUAUACAAAAACUGAGUAGUAAAGGGUGAUUUCUUCACAGUAUUCUCAUUUUUUUAAUUCCUGAUUUUGUAGGUUUUAUGAGCUGGAAACCCAAAUUAUGUAAAAAAAUAAACAAAUAAAUACUUGAAACUG
Molecule: messenger RNA, 9935 nt
Organism: Phyllopteryx taeniolatus (common seadragon)
Lineage: Eukaryota; Metazoa; Chordata; Actinopteri; Syngnathiformes; Syngnathidae
Gene: pdss2
Product: prenyl (decaprenyl) diphosphate synthase, subunit 2
Exons: 8
Coding region: 200-1354 (384 amino acids)
Biological process (GO): isoprenoid biosynthetic process; ubiquinone biosynthetic process
Cellular component (GO): mitochondrion; transferase complex
Molecular function (GO): prenyltransferase activity
Source: RefSeq, a predicted model, not a curated record